GAGGAAUCCAUUUUUGGUUUGGUUUACCGUAAACUUGGUUAACAAGUUUGACUUCGUGUACUCCUGCCUUAAAAUAGUUGACAAGUUUGAUUUCGUGUCCUCACGCCUUAAAAUAGGAGGCAUCUCCCACGAGAAGGUGCGGUCAAAAUUACUAAAAACCUUUUUCUACUCUUCUUCGUUCGAGAGUCUCAACCAGUACCACCCUCCAGUCUCCGCCACCGCCAAACUAUAUUCUUCUUCACUUCUUCUUCACUGGAAGUUAAGACAGAUGGAAACACCAGACUAUCUACGGAGGCCCCCAUUUAGUGAUAACAAUGCUGUGAGGCUUCCAAUUUUGGAAAAAACCGGUUACGAAGAGGAGGAGGAUGACCCUGGUUGUCGCUUUUCUCGAAUUCAAAAUGGUCUAGCUGGUCUAGCUGAAGUGUACUUCAUAGAUACAAAGAACAUAUUGAUAGGUCUUGAAUACGAGUCUUCAGAGUUUGCGUCUUUGGUGUUGCGCAUGAACUUACGACCAGAAGCGCCCGUAGAUGCACUUCUCUCAAUCGAAUUAGUUCAUAAUCAUCAUUUUGAAACUGGAGAUACUUCAAAGAAUCGGUGCCUGAAUAGGAUAGUGUCCUUCUCGGAAAAGAAAUACAGGCACAAGUUGGCUAAUUGCUUGCAACUAGAAAAAGCAAAAAAGGAGGGAUUUGUGAUUACUCGAGAGACUCCGAAGGGUGGCGAAGAUGGUUUCAUGUUUCUUGUUUAUGUGCAUAUCUUGAGAAAGAAGACAGAUCCUGGCACUUAUUUGUCAGUACGUGCUAGGUCCUUCAUGUUAGCUUGUUAUGGUGAAGAAGUGACACGUGAAAUACGAGAUGUUUGCUUUGAUUGUGUUCAGAGUUUAGAAAAAACUCUCUCUCUCUCUCUCUCUCUCUCAAUUAUCAUCAGUCGUCCAGCCUGGUUUUCCCAAGAUAUUUCAGUUAAGAAGAGAUUAGUGGAGAUGUGUUUGGGUUCUCUUGAUAAGAGUGCAUUUCUGAGAAAAACACGACAUUAUUUUAAGGAUACAUGUAUUGUUUAUCCUUUAAUAAUGUCGCGUUUUUCUCAGAAAUGCGAGUUACUCAAUUUUGGGAUCGAGUAUGCAGACAAAGAAACAGAUUGUUUUGCUAAACUUGGUUUGAACCGAUUAAUUACAAUUUCAUGGGAAGGCUCAGUUUCCUUGAUGGAUGAUUUAGGAACAACCUUGAGCAAUAAAGUAGGGCGAUACAAAAGUUGGGUCAGCAAUAUAAUCAUCUUUUCGAGUAUCACAGGCAAUGAAGAAACAUUUUGUGAUCAACUUUUGGCUCUUGGAUGGUGCGCCAUCCAGUUGCUUUUUACCUCUUAUUAUUCGGGUAAUCUAAUCAUCUUCUUCUCCAUUUUCUAUUCUUUGAUCAAGUGA
Papaver somniferum (opium poppy) is the source of this 1411-nucleotide messenger RNA. RefSeq lists its product as uncharacterized. The record is from RefSeq and is a predicted model, not a curated record. The transcript is spliced from 6 exons. NCBI's taxonomy places the organism in Eukaryota, Viridiplantae, Streptophyta, Magnoliopsida, Ranunculales, Papaveraceae. The coding region runs from base 269 to 1411 and encodes 380 amino acids.